Cynocephalus volans (Philippine flying lemur) is the source of this 3334-nucleotide messenger RNA. RefSeq names its product ankyrin repeat and SOCS box containing 4 (gene ASB4). The record is from RefSeq and is a predicted model, not a curated record. Gene Ontology annotation, biological process: intracellular signal transduction. The coding region runs from base 42 to 1322 and encodes 426 amino acids. Gene Ontology annotation, molecular function: protein binding. The transcript has 5 exons. NCBI's taxonomy places the organism in Eukaryota, Metazoa, Chordata, Mammalia, Dermoptera, Cynocephalidae.
UCCUGAUAAAUCACAACAAAGCGUCCAGAGGGAGAGGAAGGAUGGACGGCACCGCUGCCCCUGUCACUAAAUCUGGAGCUGCCAAGUUAGUUAAGAAAAAUUUCCUUGAGGCUCUAAAGUCAAAUGAUUCCGGAAAAUUGAAGGCUAUUUUAGUCCAAAGGCAAAUAGAUGUGGACACAGUUUUUGAAGUUGAAGAUGAGAAUAUGGUUUUGGCGUCUUAUAAACAAGGUUAUUGGUUGCCUAGUUAUAAAUUAAAGUCUUCCUGGGCAACAGGCCUACAUCUCUCGGUCUUGUUUGGUCAUGUGGAAUGUCUUCUGGUGCUACUGGACCACAAUGCUACAAUCAAUUGUAGACCCAAUGGGAAAACUCCUCUUCAUGUGGCCUGUGAAAUGGCCAACCUGGAUUGCGUUAAGAUCCUCUGUGACCGUGGAGCAAAGCUCAAUUGCUACUCCUUGAGUGGACACACAGCUUUGCACUUCUGUACAACUCCAAGCUCCAUUCUCUGUGCCAAGCAAUUGGUUUGGAGAGGGGCAAACGUGAACAUGAAGACCAACAACCAAGAUGAGGAGACGCCCUUGCACACUGCCGCCCACUUCGGCCUCUCGGAGCUGGUGGCCUUCUACGUGGAGCACGGGGCCGUAGUGGACAGCGUGAACGCGCACAUGGAGACCCCCCUGGCUAUUGCCACCUACUGGGCCCUCCGCUUCAAGGAGCAGGAGUACAGCAGGGAGCACCACCUCAUCUGCCGCAUGCUGCUCGACUACAAAGCAGAGGUCAAUGCCCGGGAUGACGACUUUAAAUCCCCCCUCCACAAGGCAGCCUGGAACUGUGACCACGUGCUCAUGCACAUGAUGCUGGAGGCUGGUGCCGAGGCCAAUCUCAUGGAUAUCAACGGCUGCGCUGCCAUCCAGUAUGUGCUGAAGGUCACCUCCGUGCGACCCGCUGCCCAGCCUGAGAUCUGCUACCAGCUACUGCUCAACCAUGGGGCUGCCAGAAUAUACCCUCCCCAGUUCCACAAGGUGAUACAGGCUUGUCACUCUUGUCCCAAAGCAAUCGAAGUUGUCGUCAAUGCCUAUGAACACAUCAGGUGGAACAUAAAGUGGAGAAGAGCUAUCCCUGAUGAUGACUUGGAGAGAUACUGGGAUUUUUACCACUCUCUCUUCACCGUGUGUUGUAACUCUCCAAGGACUCUCAUGCAUUUAUCGAGAUGUGCCAUUCGAAGAGCGCUGCACAACAGAUGCCACCGAGCAAUUCCUUUGCUUGCCCUCCCAUUGUCAUUGAAAAAGUACUUGCUUUUAGAGCCAGAGGGAAUCAUUUAUUAAGUCUUAUGAGACAGCAGUUCCCAAUCCUAGAUAUUUAAGUUGACUUGCUGGGUAGACACGGUUUGCAUAAAUAAGAUGGUACUUGGGUUGAUUAUAACACUUUAGGGAUUUCAAAAACACUUUACAAACACUAUAUCAUUAAUCCUAGAGUAUCAUGGUGAGGGGAAAUAAACAAGAAGUAAGUUAAAGAAUUUUCAAAGACAAGAAUGCAUCCAGAAGGUACUGAUAUAACAAUAAUAACUGAUAUAUAUAACGCUCUUAUUAGGUGCCUGAUAUAUUUUUGUAAAUCUUUUCAUGUAUUAUCUCAUCUGAAAUGGGACCCAUGUUUUCUUAGAACCAAUCUCAUUCUCUAUCUUAUCAGUAAUAAGUUUACAUUACUGUUCAGUUUGCGAUAUAGCAAGCAGGCUUUGUGAUUGGCCUCUUAAACGCGCUAUCUUCUCCUUAUUACUACUUAGCAGUAAUUACUAUCACUAGUUUUGCAAAGUCCUACUUCCCAAACCAAGCUCCUCAAGUUAUUUUAGUGAAGAAAGUACAUGAGCAUCGUCAAAGCAAGGAGAUCUUUGAGUCAAAUUAGAAAUGAGAAAGACCGUCCGCUUAGUAGGCAAAGAUGGACAUUUUGACACACAGUCAUUGAGCUAGAGACUGGAGAUGCAAAGACGAGUCCAAUGUGGCUCCUGCCCUCCAGGAUCUCACCAUUUAGCAGAGGAUCCAGACACACAAGCAGGUAACUGCAAUGUGAAGUGACGGGGCGAGGGUACAGGUGCAGACUCAUUUUUAAUGCUUGCCUUUCAAAGUCGUGUUCUGACACGAAGUGUGAUUUUUCUUUCAAGCAUGAAGUUAGAGAGUGAAGGGAUUGCGUAAAGUAGAGGGAACUCCUGCUAUUGUUAGGGUAAUUAUAUUUAUUUACGUUUCUCCAAACACCUGGAUAGUGUUUUAGUUUAGCAUGGUUUCCUGUUUAGAGCUUUCUCAGACUCCUUGAGAAAAAUAUGGCAAACUUAAUAGCUCCCAUGGAUGUGACAAGGAAGUUUAGGAAAACAAAUAAAAGAAAGUAUGUGAAAGACUUAGUUGAUUACUCUGGUCUUUUUAUGCAGCAGACUGACAUUUCCAAGCAUUUUAGCUAAAAGUUAAGGAGCAUUUUGCUAAUAAUGGCUGGCUACAGAAAGUAAAUAGAAAGGCUUUUUAGAAAUGGUAAAAGUUUGAGAAACUUGAAGUGUGUUAACCAGGCUUGCUAGUUAGUGGUUUGCAGAAAGAGAAGUGUAGAUGAUUAACCUUUGGGCCUUUGGUUUAUGAGGCCAACUUUGUGAAACUUUUUUGUUCUUGCUAAUCACCUUUAGAUAAGCUCAUUUUCUCUUAACAUCGCUUCUUAGGGGUUAAAGCAAAAGUAAUUAAGUACAAACGAAUACUAUUUGCCAGUUGUGAGCAGGUUUCUUUUAUCUGCGUAGUUCUCCAUCUUGUUUAACUUUGAAUGUCUGAACGAAUAGCAAUCAUGUUAAGUACUCCACUAGGCUGUCACCUAGACUGUGCAUCUAAGCUGGGGUUCUCUUACUCCUGGUGCUGUGUAGGAAAAACCAUAGGUGGAUACGAUAGUCUUUCUUAAGUUGCAGUUUUACUCAAAUAUUUUGGGGGAAAUGUUUUGUACUAAAACAAGAGCUAUAUCAUGGAACAGAAUGCUGAAUGUGUAUGAAUUAUUCAUAUUAAACAUGAUCCUUCAAAAAGUAGUUUGCUCGCAGCAAGUGACAUUAGAACAUGUCUUAGAACUUGGAGGAUUGCGUGCUUCCCUCUGUCUUAAGGAGUGUUCUGGCAGAAUAAUCUGUGAGGCAUAGCCUUGGGGCAAGCAUGGGAAAGAAAAACGUUUCUCAAUUAGUUUGUUCAUGCUUAAGUAUUUGUGUUAAUCUAGCAUAUAAUACACAGCUACUUGUUUUGAAUUGUUUAUAUGUGGAUUUAAAGUGAUUUUUUCUCAUAUUUGACCUUGUAUUGAGAAAACUCGAAUAAAGCUCUUCUAUUUCCUUUCA